UGGCGGGGCGGGCUCGGCACCCUAGGUACGGCCGUGGACCGGGCCUGGGCGGGGGCAGGGGCCGUGGCAAGAAGCCGGAAGCAGCCGCGGCCCCAGCUCGGGAGACAUGGCGGGCGUUAAAGCUCUUGUGGCAUUAUCCUUCAGUGGGGCUAUUGGGCUGACUUUUCUUAUGCUGGGAUGUGCCUUAGAGGAUUAUGGUGUUUACUGGCCCUUGUUUGUCCUGAUAUUCCAUGCCAUCUCUCCCAUCCCCUAUUUCAUUGCCAAACGAGCAACAUAUGACUCCGAUGCAACAAGUAGUGCCUGUCGGGAACUGGCUUAUUUUUUCACUACCGGAAUUGUUGUUUCUGCCUUUGGAUUUCCUGUUAUUCUUGCUCGUGUGGCCGUGAUCAAGUGGGGAGCCUGUGGCCUGGUGCUGGCAGGCAAUGCAGUGAUUUUCCUUACAAUUCAAGGUUUUUUCCUUGUAUUUGGAAGAGGAGAUGAUUUUAGCUGGGAGCAGUGGUAGCACGUGAUUUAUUCUGAUAAAAUGCAUUUAAUUUCUUAGAAUUCAUACUGUAUGUAUAUGUGUGCACAUGUGGCCUUUUACCAUGAAAUUUAAUACACUGUUUCUUUAUA
Molecule: messenger RNA, 612 nt
Organism: Balaenoptera acutorostrata (minke whale)
Lineage: Eukaryota; Metazoa; Chordata; Mammalia; Artiodactyla; Balaenopteridae
Gene: LEPROT
Product: leptin receptor overlapping transcript
Exons: 4
Coding region: 107-502 (131 amino acids)
Biological process (GO): negative regulation of growth hormone receptor signaling pathway; late endosome to vacuole transport via multivesicular body sorting pathway
Cellular component (GO): endosome
Source: RefSeq, a predicted model, not a curated record